AUGGACCACAAAAGUCCAGCAAUAACAGAACGAACCAGCAGUCCUGUCGGGACGGCGGGAAAUGCAGGGCCGUGCGCCGUGUGUUCGACGGGCAGUGGUACGCGAUCAGUACCGGCGAGCAAUGCUGCGCAAUAUGGGUUCGAGGCGGGUACAACGGGCCAUCGGGUUUGCGAGGCCUGCCAUUGUCGUGUUUUGCGAGCGAGUCGCUCCCGCUGUCCGGUGCGUUCCUGCGCUGGACCACGCGCCCAGCGCUUACGACAUCUACCGCCAGCGUGGCACGAUCUGCCGCUGAACGACAAGAAACCUAUUAUGGAUGAGUUCAAAAUUCCAAGUACACUAAGCAAAUGCUGCCUAACGUGCUUCAAGCGGAUAACGCGGCGGUUAGAGGCGGCGGGAGUUACCUCUGGUGAGCCGUCCGAAGAGGAGGCGUCUCGGUUUCGGGCCUUGCUGCGCGACUGCGGCACGGCCUGGGACCGGAUGGCGGCCGCAAGCGGUCGCAGCGCCGCUAGCCUCAAGGCCUUCUACUUCACCUACCGCCGCCGUCUACGACUCGACGCCGGUUCACCUCGAGCGCGAAGCGGCUCUGACGAUAGCGGCAGCUCGGGGGACACAGACACGGCCAGUGCGGGGUCCCCUCGGCCUCCGCCGUUGCCCGGCCCGCGGACAGACGCCGCCGCACCGCGACGCCCCAAACGAGACGAGUAUGACUCCUCCGCCACCGAGACGGCUGACGAAGAGAACGACGCGCCCAGCGCUAAGACUGCUGCGAGCGGGGUUAGUGCGGUGAGCACAGCGAGUGCGGUGAGCAUCGCGACCGCAGUAAGCGGGGUUAACGCAGUUAGCGGCGUCAGCGUGGCUACCUCCAGCCCUUGUGUUAGUGCACAACUAACCGUACGUGAUGUUGUGCUCAACAUGAUCGAGGUCAGCCUCAUGAAAAACAGCAGGCCGCCGCAACAUCCCCUCCCUCCUAAGCAACAGCAGCAGACGCAACAAAACCACGAGCUGGCGACUCUGACGGUGGUGAGCGGCGGUCAGCACUCUAACGCGAUGUCCCCCCGGGGAGCCACGCCGCUACCCGCCGAAGGAGCGCCCGACCUCGUUCUGCUGCAGGUGGACAGGCCAGCUCCUUCCCAACCGGACUCCCUUCUAGACCUCACCGUCAAAAGGCCGCGACUAGACCGACAUCCGCCGCCCUCGCCUUACCGAACCGCUGAGUAUGCGGCGGGAUACCGGGCAGCGGAGCGACAGUCGCCGACGCAGUAUGCGGCGAACAAACCCAAGCCGGCGGCGUCCCCGCGGCCCGCCCUCAAACUUCCUAACCCCAAGGGGUCUAUAACGCUAGGCACGCCAGUGGAGAGCCGCUUCGAGGCGCAACGUACUCCACCCGACCCCAAGACGGGUUCCAUCACGGCCGGCACGCCGCUCGCCCCUCUACACCAUCUCCCAGACAAACGAUACUUUGACCGCCGUCGCAGCCCGGGAGGCGGCUACUACGCCCGCCCGCAGUCGCCGCAGUCCUUUACAACGCCUUCUAACGCAGCCACCUCCCGAGGACCGUAUGGCCUGGAGCGACGGCAGAUAAUGCUGACGGACUUCAUCACCUCGCAGCAAAUGCACCCAGCGGCUAGACGAGAUCGUGACCAGCAGCAGCAGCACCAGCAGCCUCAGCCGGCCCAACAGCAACAUCAGCAACAUCAGCAACAUCAACAGCACCAGCACCAGCCGAUGCAGCAGCACCAGAUACACCAGAUCAGACGGGAUCGCGACACGGUGUCCGUGAUCCAGAGGCAUUCGCACACCUACUCGCAUCCCGUACCGCCUCCCGGUCAUGAGGCAUUCACUUCGCUGGUAAAUGCGGCAUCGGCAGCAGCGGCUCUACCUGUGCCCCGGACACGAGAGCCUGAUCCCGACAGCCACCACCAUCACCAUCCCCAACACCAGCAGCAUCAACAACAUCAGCAGCACUCACAUCAUGAUAUCAGAAGCAGUAGAGAGUUUCCGUUGAGUGGAAAGUACGCAAGUGGAGCCCCUGGGGGCCCCGCGACGGGCUACGACGAGCGCAGGCCGUACGACCGCGCGCCUCCUGCCAGAGACAGUCGUGAACGGCUGGUCUCAUUGGGCGGGCGACGCUACGUUGUCGACGAUCGCCAUCUACACGAGCAUCAUCACCAGCAGGUUGUAUCGAGCCAGGAAGACAAGCGGUUCAAUAACAACGCAGCCUACAGUAUCGCUGGAAAACCGCGACCGCACGCACUCGAAAGGAAGGAUGCCCGCGGUCCUGCAGUGAGUUGCCCGUCCACGGUGAGCAGUUCGAGCGGGCCCCCGGCGCUAUCAGCCCCUGCCCCGGGGGCCCCGGCCGCGGGGGACAGGGCGCGAGGCACGGACGGCACCCUGACAGCGGCUUCUCUCAUCAACGCCAUCAUUACCCAUCAGAUUAGCCAGACUACGGAUCAGAGGUUCCCGACUUUGAUCCGUGAAAAUGAUUCUGGACCUCAGGGAGAACGUGUCCCUGGCCCCGGGGAACGGGUCGUCGUGGGUCAAGAGCGGGGCCCCGAACGGCGCGAUGAACCGCCAGUCAGCGCUGCCCAUACUACGAGCAUUAAACUGGGAGAUCUGGCCUCAAAUAUAAUCGUCCGCGACUUCAGCAGUCCAAACCCCACCACACUGAUGCAUCAUAACAACCGGUUAGUUUCCAACGCGGAACCUUAUCAGGGCGGCGGUGGAGCGAGCGUUUCGAGCGGAAGCGGAAGCGGGAGCGGAGCAGGUCCGGCCACCAGUGGACAUUCUUACUUCGAACCCGUCUCACCGACGGAUAAUCAACCCACCAGCCGCAGUGAUAACCGUUACACGAGUGGCGCGAGUAGCGUGAGCGGAGUGAGUGGCGUGAGUGGGGUGAGCGGGGUAAGCGGCGUGCGUUGCGGUGUUUUGACGGCGUAUGACUAUGUAACGGCGCGUAUCGUUGACGUCAUGAGAAACGACUCCGAGGCCAAGCUGCCCUUCACUGCCGAAACCAAGUUACCCUUCAACACGCCUUACACCUACCCUUACUCCGCGCUCAACGUCGCCACGCCCGCUGACCCGAGCGGGGGUCCAGGCGUGGUGUCGAGUGCGCCCCCUCCCGCGGGCCCCGCCCCUCCGGAGCCCGCGCCCCUGAUGUCGGCGCAGUACGAGCCCCUCUCCGACGAGGACUGA
Pieris macdunnoughi is the source of this 3192-nucleotide messenger RNA. The record is from the annotation of a GenBank genome assembly. Lineage: Eukaryota; Metazoa; Arthropoda; Insecta; Lepidoptera; Pieridae.